Molecule: messenger RNA, 3665 nt
Organism: Bombyx mori (domestic silkworm)
Lineage: Eukaryota; Metazoa; Arthropoda; Insecta; Lepidoptera; Bombycidae
Product: oxysterol-binding protein-related protein 2-like
Exons: 10
Coding region: 172-1527 (451 amino acids)
Cellular component (GO): cytosol; perinuclear endoplasmic reticulum; intracellular membrane-bounded organelle
Molecular function (GO): sterol binding
Source: RefSeq, a predicted model, not a curated record
CCCGCCGCGAGAAGACGUCGCGUCGCGACACCGACGCUAGCUUUGAAAACGUUUGACUAUCAAAUCAGUGUCGAUAAAAAGCUAUUGAGUUUGGAAAAAAGCGUGAAGGUUUGACGAGUUCUGAAAGGGGAAGCCGGCGGGAACGUGGUCUUGUGGGAGCUUGGGAGUAAGAUGGAAAAUGAACUCAAGCUUCACAGAUACAGGACAACACUACCAGUGGCCCAAUUCAGCCGAGGAGACUUCUCGCUCUGGUCGGUGCUAAAAAACUGCGUCGGCAAAGAGUUAUCCAAGAUCACGAUGCCGGUGGUAUUUAAUGAGCCUCUGUCGUUCUUGCAACGGAUGCUGGAGUACUUGGAGUACGCGCAUCUGCUGCGGAUGGCUUCGGAACAGACCGAUCCUGUGGCUAGGAUGGAGCAUAUAGCAGCGUUUGCCGUAAGUGCUCUGGCUUCAAACUGGGAACGUCUCGGCAAGCCGUUCAAUCCUCUCCUGGGAGAGACAUACGAACUUGAGCGUCCAGAGUUCAGAGCUGUCUGUGAACAGGUGUCUCACCACCCUCCAGUGUCAGCGUUCCACGCGGACAGCCAGCAUUUCGUAUUCCACGGCUCUGUUCAUCCGAAACUGAAGUUCUGCGGGAAGAGUGUCGAGAUUCAACCAAAAGGACACGUCACUGUUGAAUUGCCGAGGUGGGGUGAGGCAUACACAUGGAGCAAUGUAAACUGCGUGGUCCACAAUGUGAUUGUGGGCAAGCUAUGGAUCGAGCAGUACGGGGCUAUGGAGGUCACCUGCCACGGAGGGUCUGGUCUGAAGGCUAACCUAGUGUUCAAGCCAGCCGGAUUCAAUAACAGGGACCUGCAUCGGGUCGACGGAUUCAUUACAGAUUCUAGCAAACGUCGUCUCCGGUUCUUGUACGGCAAAUGGACGGAGUACAUCAAGUGUUGCAGCGCGGCAGCCCACGAGCAGUGGUCCAGGGAGCGCGGAGACGAGGGUCCUGCCCACACCACUCCUUCGCAUACUCCCAAAAAAGUCCUCGCCAAACUGAACAGCUUCAAAGUGGGCGCUUUGCGAUCCAUGUCCAUACAAGAGCCUGAAGAACCGGAUCCGAAUGCGGAAGAAGUUCCGAAGCCGGAUGACUCUUUCAACAUCGACAUCCCAGGGUCAGUCACGCUUUGGGAAGCCAGGUCUCGACCGCCUAAUAGUGCUCAGUACUAUCAGUUCACUGAGUUCGCAAUGUCCCUAAACGAGCUAGAGCCCGGGAUGAAGGGUCAGCUUUGCCCGACCGACAGCCGUCUCAGACCUGAUAUCAGGUUGCUGGAGCAGGGCGACAUUGACGCGGCAGCUGCGGAGAAAACCAGGCUUGAAGAGAAACAGAGGACUGCGAGGAAGAUCCUCAAGAAAUCUGCUGAUGGUUGGCAACCUAGGUGGUUCAGCCAAGGCACGAAUCCGUACACGAAGCAAGAAGACUGGCUCUACAACGGUGGAUAUUGGGAUCGCAAUUAUCAACAUUUGAAGGAUGUUGAUAUAUUCUGAAUGUAAUCAAUUAUUUUAUUACAUACAUGUAACCCUGUCAUACAAGGACUGACCGGCCGCUUAUACGGUACACCGUAUGCUUGUAACUAACCUAUUAACCGAAUUCAAAAAAGGAGGACGUUCUCUGUUCGGAGCCAAGGUUCUUUUAUUAUUUGCUAUAUUUCGCAUCCAGACCUUGAAAUAUUCGUCUAAAUCUGGAUUUUCUAUCACUCCAAUGAUUAUACCAGUGAUCAGUAUUGCUCGAAAUAACUUCAAGUAUAUUGCUGACCUCAGUAAAAGCGUUCGACCAAUUGUCCCCGUGAAGACCUCAAGGACAUAUUCGAUUUAAAAUGGCAUGACACUUGUGGACCUUGGUAUAUAUUUACUGCACAGACUUUUCUGCAAGUCAUAUAAGCGAACGUGUUGUUCGCAUGUCUCAUUAUACUAACAAUUCACGGUCUGCAUGAUUCCGCUUAUAUUAUUUCUUUGUUCAGCUGACAGCAGCUAAUAAAGAUUGAUUUUUUUCACCUGUUCCAAAAGAUAUUGUACCGCAUACGAAGAAUAAAAAAAAUUCGUUCUAGUAGAUUCUGAUAAACAUUAAAUCCAUGAAAAUAAUAAGAUAGAUAAUAUGGAGAAAAUUAAUUCUUAGAAGACGAAAAGAUCAUUGUUUCUCCCUGUGUGACAGGUUUAUAAAUCACUGCUUUUCACUGUGUUUUGUAAGCAGUAUCGGUGUCAGAAGUAAGCUGUUAAUGGGCAAUUUUGUUAAAUGUAACAAUGUGAUCUCUUCUAGAAGUGUGUUUGUGGAUAAAUGUAUUAGGGGUAAAGUUAACUAAACAAAAAUUUACAAAUUAGACUUCUGACGAUAUCUUCUUGAUGGAUCUUUCCAUUGAAAUAAUUCGAAGACUUUUUUUAUUAAUUUGCUAAAGUGACAGCUCACUAAAUCAUUUCUUCUAGAAGUGUUUAAUAAAAUAUGUAUACAGAGGUAUACCAACUAUGUUUUGCAUUCACAAUGACAAGAAACAAUGUGAUACCUAAUCAUAAAAUAAGUACAAUUAAUAAAUCUAAAUAAACAUGAUAUCUAUGUUACUUAACAAAAGUGUUAAAUAUUUUGGAAAUUUUGUAUUUCCGUACUUUUCUUACCUUUAUGCUACGGUCAUAAUGUUCACCUGUAAAUUAAUAAGUAGCUUGCAUGUAUAUAUUAUACUAGUAAAACUUUUUUUAAGAACAAGAAUUUGAAGAUGAAUCUGACUUAUUAAAAGUUAUAGAAUUAUUAUUAUUGUUAGAGUUGAGAGACCAACGUGGGCAUGUGACUACCAUCUGUGUGCUUAGGGCGAGUUUUUUAACGCUCUCGAGAGCGUAAAAGUAAACUCUCGAUAGCGUAAAAGUAAACUCUCGAUAGCGUAAAAGUAAACUCUCGAUAGCGUAAAAGUAAACUCUCGAUAGCGUAAAAGUGAAAUAUGCAUUUGGAACAGCACCCCUAGCGACAAACGUAGGCAAACGUUCCAAGUCCAUACAAAUUUGAGUUAACUUUAACGCUAUCGAGAACGUUAAAAAACUCGAACUAAACACACUGGUGCGAGUCUGACGAAACGUGGAGUGACAAUCUCGAUAAACGCAACUGCUGAUAUAUUUGGCACGGAGUGCAAUGUGCAAUUUACUUGUUUCACAGCUCGCAGUGAUAAAAUCUCGCCAGGAGAGUAAGUGAGAGACUCAUCCGCAUUUAGAAGUCUUUGUGGCAUAUAUAUUAUAUAUGAGUCGUCUAUUAUCAAAGGUGGCAAUCUGUACAUUUGGACAAAAAAAUUUUAUUGAUAUGUCAAUACAGAUUGAUUUGAAUAUAAUCGUCUCCUUCAAAGAAUACGGUUCAAAACCUGCAUUAAAUAAAGGUUAAUAGUUAACCUGUUAUUUAUCUAAGAUGUCGUUCCGAAGAGUUUUGUGACUGCCAAUGGAAUACAAAGUCAAUAAUUCGUUUUUCUGAUUUACCAAUCAUUGUCCAAAAGUCAGAUUGCCAGCUUUGAUAAUAGUCGACUCAUAUAUCGAGCGACCCAUUUGUAUAAAUUAAAUAUUUACUUGACACGUGUGACUUCGUGUGACUUCACGAAUGACUUCCACGCUGAAGGAAUAAUAUUAUGUUAUAAAAAUAAAACCCGCAAACAACAAAA